Messenger RNA from Cladocopium goreaui, 1351 nucleotides. NCBI's taxonomy places the organism in Eukaryota, Dinophyceae, Suessiales, Symbiodiniaceae. The record is from the annotation of a GenBank genome assembly.
CGCCAAAUGCCCCGCAAGAGCAAUGGACGAACGGUGGUGCUUUGGUGGCUGUUGGAAAGGUUGCAGCCGCUCGCUUCGCAAUGACGCAGGUCGGUUCGAGGCACUCAAUGAUCAUGAAAUCCAAAGUGUACGUGCUGCCUCCAUUUCAUCCAUGACGGUCUAUGCGGGACCAUGUCCGGAGAGAUGGCUUCGCACUCGGGUGGCCGACAUCGUUCGUUCCAACUUGUGGCUUAUUGGACGUCUGAAAAACAACCGUGGUAAGGUGGCGCUUUGGAUUCCGUUUGAAGGUGCCAUGGAUUAUAGAAACUGUCUGGAAAUAAAACAUAUUGUGAGAGAAACCGACUCAGAUGAUAUAGACUUUCCAGAGUUACUGCCAGAGUUCUGGGUGAAACCUGGGGUUGCAAUAGUAGAUGCGGAGGAACACAUCUUCAAAAUUGUGGCACUUGUUGAAGCUUCGAAACAGCGCUGGCAUUUGCUGAUGUCAAUGUCGCAUGUGGUGGCUGACGCUCAUACAUUCUACAUGAUUCACAACAUGAUGGACAAAGCAGCUGCAGUAUGCCCCAUGGAGGUGAAACGCAGGCAUUUUAGUCCGAUCUCAUGCCUUCCGGGGGUGCCAUUCCACUGGAAGUGGUUCUUUUGGUUUUUGAAUCAGACUCGGAUUGCUUUGCUGCGCCAGAAGAACCAGGUUCUGAACAUCCGCAUGCGUUACGUCAACAUGGAUUGGGUGGAGGAACAGAAAAAAAACUUUGCCGCAGAGCCAGAUGCUCCUUUCAUUUCGGCCAAUGAUUUGUUAACCUCUUGGUUCUUUCGGGAGACCAAACCUGCAUGUGGUGUGAUGAUGCUGAACAUGAGGGGGCGAAUGGAAGGCCUUGAAGAUGAACAUGCAGGCGUGUACUCCACCAUGCUCAUUUUCUAUCCCAAUGAGUACCAGUCGCCUGCCAAUAUCCGGCGUGCAAUUCAGAGAAAGUCUCCAGCAUGUACACUUGAGGGAAGGCAGCAAUGGCCGGGCCGGGGCGGGAAGUGUGGACUUGUAACUUCAUUCCACACUUUCAAUCGAGAUUUGCAAUUUGAUGGCUGCACACAACAGCUACACGUUCCAAGCGGCGCAAGUGGCGAUGAAGCUCUGCAAAGUCCUUCUGCAAUCAUAUUCCGUCCGUCGUCGGAUCAAUUAGCAAUGGUGACCAUAACGGAAGAAGAACUUUCUUCUGGCCCCCUAGGUACAGAUGUCCUUGUUGGCGCCAUUGACGCCAGGAAGCUAAGCGGAGCAGAGAAAAAAACUGCAGUGAGUACAGUUUGUCUUUUGAAUUGCAAACUUUUUGAUACAGUACAUGUCCUUUUGCAUGUCAGUUGA